Messenger RNA from Dermacentor silvarum, 7736 nucleotides. Its product is annotated as selenocysteine lyase-like. NCBI's taxonomy places the organism in Eukaryota, Metazoa, Arthropoda, Arachnida, Ixodida, Ixodidae. Bases 343 to 1578 code for a protein of 411 amino acids. The record is from RefSeq and is a predicted model, not a curated record. The transcript has 12 exons.
GAAAUUUCGCUGGGUCCCGGCGCGCCGCCCGCUUGCCAGCUGCGCCAACUGCGAUAGUACGAUUUUUAUGGUUCUUUGACAUCGGCUCGUAACUCGAGAAACUCGGAACUCUGUGCAGACAGCACGUGAUGAGGCGGCAUUCUUUUGCUCUUUCACCAAUCGUGCUUUCCACUGCUAUCUCGACACGCCUUAACAAGACGCCUGAAGAGGCUCGUCGAGUGGUGCGGUGGCACGUCACAUUUGAGCACUUGAGCGCUGCUUGAACUACUUGCAGUUUGUGCCUAGUCGUGGCAUUUGCAAGGUCGAGACCGCUGUGCGCUUCGUCUGUACUGCUGCUCUGCGAUGGAACCUAACAAUGGGCAUCGUUGUGUCUACCUCGACUAUAAUGCAACUGCCCCGGUAGAGGAAGAAGUGCAGAAAUCCAUCAUAUAUGCCCUGCAGGUGGCUUGGGGAAAUCCAACAAGCAACCAUGAUGGAGGAACUGAAGCACGCAGGAUAAUAGAUGAAGCUCGUAUUUCAGUUGCGAACAUGAUUGGAGCAUCAUCAUCAGAAAUUGUCUUCACAUCAGGAGGGACAGAGAGCAACAACAUGAUUAUUCAUUCACUUGUGCGUCACUUCAAGAAGACAAGGAGCAGCUUUGCAUCUCUCUCAAACUGCAGAAUUCCUCAUGUUAUCACAAGCAACAUCGAACACAAUUCAAUCGUGCUAACAUUGAAAGACUUGUAUGAAGAUGAGCGCAUAGAUCUCACAAUUGUUCCGGUCUCAAAGGCCACUGGUAGUGUGUCUGCUGAAGAAAUUGUGUCGGCUAUUCGUCCUGAGACUUGCUUCAUCACCAUCAUGCUGGCGAACAAUGAGACUGGGAUAAUUCAGCCAGUUGAGAUUAUUGGGACACUCCUGAAAGCUGUCAACCAGCAAAGAAAGAAAGACAGCCUCCCAGAAGUUCUUUUUCACACGGAUGCUGCGCAAGCACUCGGCAAAGUGGCUGUGAAUGUGGAUGAUCUGAAGGUGGACUAUUUGACCAUUGCAGGGCAUAAGUUCUAUGGACCCAGAACAGGAGCCCUGUACUUUCGAGACUCUAAGCCACUGUAUCCACUCCUGUUUGGUGCAGGACAGGAACGGGGUCUCAGGCCAGGGACGCCCAACACUUGCAUGAUCGCUGGAGUUGGAACGGCAGCAACGCUAGUAGCCAAGAACCUGGGCAUGUAUCAUCAGCUUAUGGAAGACUCGAGAGACUAUUUGGAGGAAAAGCUGAAGGAAACGUUCGGGCCCUUGGUAUCUUUCAACCAUAGAAAAGGAACCCAGGCCCUACCAAACACCUGCAGUGUUUCAUUUGCUGGAAUGAAGGGUCCUGAAAUUUUGGCCAAGGCAAAGUAUGUUCUAGCGAGCACAGGGGCUGCCUGUCACCACACUGCAACCCCUUCAAGAGUGCUGUUGAAUUCUGGAGUCACGGAGGACAAUGCUCGUGGAACACUUCGACUGAGCACAGGGAGGUAUACAACACGUGCUGAUGUGGAUGCUGCUGUCAGGCUGCUUCAAGAUGCAGUAUCAGCAAUACUGAAGGAACACUCUUCUGGGUAGUUGUACUAUCAGCAUAUGUUGAAAACCUCGAGAGGAGGUGCUUGUCGUCAAUACACACUAGACAGGCACUUCUGUAAAUGUCAACGAAAAAAAAAAAAAAUGCUUGUCGUUUUUUAACACAUUGUCUCCAAAAUUGGAAAUUUGCAAUUAUUCCUUAAUGGCUAAUGGAUGUCGAAGUGCAGGAGUUUGCUAAUAAUCAUUUGCCAAGUUUGUGCUUCACUGUGGCAUUUGUGUUAUCUUGCUUGUAUGCCACUGUUUCCAAUUUAUGCUCCACUCCAUGCUCACUUUCUGAUGCCUUCUUUUUGUACUAUUUGAGAACAUUGACUUGAAACCAUCUACAGUAAAACCUCAUUAAUUCGACCUUUGUUAAUUAGGAAAAUCGGUUAAUUCGGACUCGUCCUCUGGUCUCAGCCGGUGUAUGCAUUAUUCAAUGUAAUCAAACUAUCGUUAAUUCGGACUUAUUUGGCCACACAUUGGUAAAUUCGUACAACUUUCGGAGCUCGGUGAGCGAGGAGCGCCGCAAAUGCACUACGCAAAAGAGCAAGAACGGUGCUAGCGUCCAACCAAAACGAAGCAGCGGAGUCCGCAUCGCCAUGGUCAUCAGCUGAAAUCCGCUGACAGCAACACCGGAACGCUUCGUGCCUAUUAUUUAUUUAUUUUUAUUUUUUUAUUUUCUCAUUUGUGUUUUUAAAGCCUGUAUUCUUGCAUUUACAGCCGCGCAUAGCACCGUGUUGGCCGCGGGCUUUCAUAAUUGCAUGAUCGUCAUCCACGAUAGCGGCUGCGGUUUUAUCCGCAGCAGUUGCGGCGUAUUGUAGUUUCCUUUUUACUCGGUAUCAUGUCGGCCGCGUGCCUAAAAAACUGCGUAGUCGCCAUCGAUGAUGACAUAGAUAGAGAAAAAAGGUAAAGGAACGACAGGGAGGUUAACCAGAGAUUAUCUCCAGUUGGCUACCCUGUACCGAGGGUAAAGGGAUGCGACAGAAGAGAGAGAAAAAUAAGUUUAAAAAAAAGGGAAAGAAGAGAAAAUCACACACACACACAUGAAACAGAACUGUUUCUGUGGGCACUGUCAUGCAGUCUGCGAAGGUGUUCUCGUAUUGCGUAGUGUCAACAUUCCAUCCUACGUAACACAGUGUAGUGUCACAAUUUGUCACUGAGUCCGGUGUCUUUUAAGUAACGCAGCAGUGCCUUCAGGGCGGCUCGUGCCGUGGUUUGUGUAGGCCAGUUUCCAAGGAUGUUGUUUUCUGUUAUAGCACUGCUAUGCAAGAAACAACACGCUGCACGCCGUUUUACCUCAUUUACAGCAUAGAUAGAUAGAUAGUGACCGCAGUUUCGUCUGCAGGGCCUGUAUUUUGUAGCGAUGCCUUUCCGAUGCUAAUGCCUUUUCGCGCUUGGUCAGUGGUUAGAGCGACGAUCUGCUCACGUUAUCAUGGCCGUGAGCGGUGGUUGAUAAGACUAGUAUAGAAUAAGGCAUAAGGCAUCCCUACAAAAUACCGGCCCAGUUGCAGCAAAUGGUAGUUUCGUUCAGACUCUGUGCGUGCGUCAGGCGCGUGCUUUGAGCACCGCAAUGUCUCCGUUUAUAAUCGCAUCGAUAGUGGAAGCGGUUACGGCAAACACUUGUUUCGUUUUGACUCGGUGUAAAGCUGUCGAGGUUGAAGAGCACCGGCUACAUCGCGAUUAUGUUUUUGCUAGCUCACUGGUGCAAACAUAAUCGCAAUGUGCGCGCAAUUAUACAAAGCGUGUCGCAAAUGAAGGCGCACGCUGCGGCUGUGCUGCGAAAGUCGCGAGGCCUCGAUCACCGCUGCGAGAGCCAAUGAGUUACGAGAUGACGAGAAUUUCAGCUUCCGCUCUGCUUUUGUAGGGCAAUAGGAGUUGCUCACUCAUUCACUAAAUAAAACCGCGUUGACGUAGUAAGCAUUUGCUUAUUGUUUUCUGGAUACCCUCGAUAAUUCGACAUUCGGUUAAUUCGGACAUUUUUUUCGGCCCCGUGAAAUCUGAAUUAACGAGGUUUUACUGUAGCCCUACUUUAUGUUUGCACUGAAGUUUGUGCUGUCACAGUAUUAAUAUAGUAGUGAGACAUAACUGAGCACUCCUGUCUUCCCAUUUGUUUGUAGUUGCUUGACCACACAAACAGAAAGUGCAUGCUUUCUGAUUUUGACUAUUUUUGUUUUAAAUUUGUUGUUUAAAUUGUUUAAAUUAAAUAUUGUAUACAGAGACGAAAGAGUCCCUUUUCCUAAGUUUGUCUGUCUGGACAGCAGACCAUUUCUUCCAGUCCUGUCAUGUUUGAAAGAAAUGGAAGGUCAUGGUUGAAAAAAAAAAAAAAUGGAAGCUUGUUUUGUUGCAAGAUGUGCCAGAAGCCUGUCACAGGCUGUGAGAUGAUAAAAUGUACUUGCGCUUCUUUAAAGGGCCCCUCACCAAGCCACAUAGAAAAUUUAGGUUAUACGCUGGAAGUUACAUGCCCUCUAGUAAGCGUUCUACCUCAAGAAUUCUUUUAGAUUGGUUCAUAAAUAGCCGAGAUAGAAAUAUUUCUGUGCGCGAGCCCAUGAUUUAAGGAGGCGAGCUUCACCGCCAACAUAGACACUCUCUCCACUUGCCCCUUCUAGGCUCCACAAGCGAAGCUCCUUCCCUGCUUACUCUCAUACCGGAGCUUAAGGAUCGCGUCAUGCAUACGUCACGGGCCCCGUCUUUUUUUUUUCUUUUUCAUCGCUUUCUUGCUGUGCGGCGCACUUACGCUGACGGUGUUGUGUGCGAGUUGUUGUGUUUGUCUCCUUUCGGGCUAUGCACGAUUUUGCACACUGUGCAUGAGAGCACCUGACUAGCGGUAUAAGUCAGUGCAACACGAACACUGAGGCAGACACAAGCAGAUCACAGAGCAUGAUCGCGCGCUGGAACACGGUAGAAAAUGACAGUUUCGUUGUCUGCGCGCACGACUGCACGACGUGGGAACAAGCAGAUGAAACGAAAGUACAUCCCUCUUGCUGCGGUGCGAAGUAAAAUAAAAACAUGCAGACAUUCGGUUUGUGUGUUUUAUUAUUUUUUUAAACUUUAAUUAUCUACUGAAGGAACAGAUUACACAAAUAACAGAUGUCUUGAAUGAUUCUCGGCAUCAUGUGUCACUAUGAGUGACGUCACAGCAUAGACAUGUGCGUAGGCGCACUUGCGCAUGUACGUCGGCCCUCCAGCUUGGAGCGCGGCACCCAUGAGGAGAAGGGCAAACAGCAUUUGGUUUGAAAUUUAAGCUCUUUCUGAGGCAUGUAGAAAUAUAAUACUUAGCAGACAAGAUCGUUAGUGUGAUUGUAUGCAGUGCGCUUGUCAGCUCAACAUGGCCAGACCUGGCGGUGUAUUCUGUAAGAGUCCACCUAGUGGACUGUCCACUUCGGCUAUUGCUAUUGGCUCCAGCGGCACGAGCGAGAAGGAGCCAGCCAGUCUCCUUCUCGCUCGUACCGCUCUUACAGAAUACCUCCCCCCCUGGUGUGGGGCCCUUUAAGUAUAGCUGCUUAAAAGCAGUAAGUGUGAAGUGCCAUAAGUUUGGACGCUUAGAAAAACAUGUUUGCAAGAACAAAAAUUACUAAUGUGUCUGUGUAGAACCACAAAUUCACAUGACAGUUCUUGUGGACCUUGACUUGAUUGAAUUCUGACGAGCCAAAAUUAUUGUGCAGUAUCAUUUCAAUAUACAGGUAGUAUACGAGUCAUAUCACUGUAGUCACUUUCGUCUUCGAUUUUAUGUUUUUGCUUCUCAUAUUGUUUUAAGAAGUAUACAUAAUGCAUUUAUAAGCUACGUUUAUUUCAUGUGCAUCUUGUAGUUCAAGGUGUUUGUUGAAUAAGCUGCUUGUCCUGGAAAUCCUUUUCAGUGGCAAUCCAGCUUAUUGCAUUUAUUUUAUGCUUGUGCUCACCACAUGCUUUUUUUCUGGCUUCUCACAUGACCAGCAUAUAUAUAUAUAUAUAUAUAUAUAUAUAUAUAUAUAUAUAUAUUAGUUUCAUUGUUUUGUUGGUUGUGCAUUUCAACUUUUGUACUUGCAUUUGUUUAGAAAUUUUCAUUUUCUUGUGGGCAGGGAAAUUACGGGUAGUAUGUGUAGUGCUGUUUAUUUUAUGAUUCUGCUCUGUGUUGACUGAAGCUGAGUUCCAGUUUCAGCUUCUUGUUCUUUUCUGAUUUGGUCGCUUUGACAUUUUGUUUUUAUGCACCUGACUGUUAGGUGCUGCAGGUUACCAAGAGUGUUGGUGUUACAGUAUAGUUGUGAUUCAUUAUGGAUGGUGUUAUUGUUGUUUUAUCUCUUUAGUUUCUGAUACAGUUCUGUAGUGCCCUUGCCUUUUUCAUUGCAUAUUAAACAGGUUCGUCAACUGAACCUUGAAAAACAAAGAUAGCACUCUGAAAGAUAAACCAAAUUGAGGUGCAUAAUGCCUAAAAAUUGCCCAGAACAAGCUGAUGCUUAGUCGACAGUAUUUAUAAGAAGUCCUGUCAGUUUGAAUUAAAAAUAUGCUAUGUAGUCAUAUUUCGAUACUCAUUUUCAGAUAAAGAGCCAAAUUUUUAAAGAAAUAUUGAUGAUCAUUGAUAAAAAGGUGGUUACAGUAUGUUGCUGAAAGAAGUGACAAUGAUUAAUGUAAAAGUAUGAAGGCUGCCACAUUGCUGGUUGAGUUCCUGCUCCUAGGCAUGAGCUGCAGUCACCAGCAACAAGACAGAAGUUCAGUGAUACUGAAGGUGAGGGCUGGCGAGCAGAGCAUCAACAGAAAGUAGGGCGAUUACAGUAGCUGCCUUUACGUUUCUAGAUUAUACCAGUUUAAGUCAUCUGUGAAUUUGACCAUGCAAGAAGACUCGUGUAGGCAAGGAUACACUUCACAUUAGAGCACUGCACGGGCCGAUUUUUGCGGCCCGGGCCCGGCCCGGGCCCGUUUUUACAUUGGGCGGCCCGCCCGAGCCCGAUCAAAACAUUUAUGGAGAGACCUGGGCCCGGCACGGGCCCGGAAAUAAUCUACGUUACCCGCCCGGCCCGGCCCGCCACCCCUUUUACUUAAGCCCGAGCCCGGCCCGAGCCCGGCUCGAAACCGGCCCGAACCCGGCCCGAUACCGAAAAAUACAUGUUUUUCAGAGUUGAGAAGCCCGAGAAUAACUCGCAGAAAGCCCGAGCCCGGCCCGGGCCCGCGUCAAAAAACCCGAGCCCGGCCCGGGCCCGGGUCAAAAAGCACACGCCGUGCCCGAGCCCGGCCCGAGCCCGCGAAAAAACUGCUCUACCCGGCCCGGCCCGGGCUUUCGGGUAAGCCCGAGCCCGUGCAGUGCUCUACUUCACAUUACCAUCUUAUCAUAAUAGAAGUAUAAACACCAUCAAGCUGCAUAACGGCAUGGAGAGUUUUGCAAGUGCUUAGUGACCACAAACACAAAUUUACUUAUAAGCAGAACUGGUCUCCUGGUGACAAACAAGCUUGAAGCUGCAAUGUGGUCUUGUCAUUUUUAUUUUUUCCAUAAUUUUUUUAAACUGUGGAAAGCAUGGUGCAUUAGUAUGGAGUUGAACUCAUCGUACUUUAAACUUGCAUAUUUCACGGUUAUGGCUAAUUCAAAACAGUGUUGAAUUUUGUUUGCUCACAGCACUUUCAUUGCAUUAUAUUAUUAUUACUUAACUAAUUUAAAUGUGACCUAAAGCUUUAGGCCAGAUGUUCUAGCCUCUCUGGUGAAGUAGCCUAGCACAGCUUUUGCAGCUGAACAUUAAAAUAAGAAGUGAUAUACAGCUUAUGAAAGUCAAAGUAUUGGUGUUGGGGGAAGGUUUGUAUUGUGUUGCUGAAGAACCUGACUGUGGCUGUUGGAGAAUAUGUGAUGACAUUGCCAUGAAAACCCUGUUGUGCAGUUUUCACUUGGUUUGUGUGCAUGUACCUGAUUUUACGUAAACUAGGCUGCUUUAGAACUGUAGAAAUAUGCUUUGUAUAUUGGCAUAAGAAAUUUUGUUAGAAUAUAUCUUAUUCAAGUUCAGAUAAUUCAUACCUGUGCAAAUUCAUACAAGAAUUAGCACUCCCAAAACAUUUUAAUUAAUGAAACUCAACACUGUUCGUGCUGUGCUUGGUCUAGUUGAAAUUGAGAAAAAUCGAGCUCUGUGAAUCUGUUCUAGGAGUCGUCUUUGCUUAUACUGUUAUUGCUCUUCACGAAAUGAAUAUAAUAAAGAGUAUGGCUUGACUAA